AUGUUCUUGGUUCCAACGCAACAUCAGUUCGUUGACAACCAAGCUUCACUGCUCUCUUCAGGCUCUCCCCAGCUUGGAGGUUCUCGCUCAGAAGCUGCUGCCAUCAGUUCGCUUCUGUCGUCCAUCAGCACCUCUAUGGAACGCAGUGCUACCGAGUACUCGCAGUCAGGUUUGCCUUCGCCUUACCCAAGCAACUGCGGCGACACCCGUUCUGAAGGUUCUUCUGCAGAUCACGCAUCUGCUGCGCAAUACGCGACCCAGCAAGAGGUUCGCCCCAGCAACUACUCUACCUCGGCCACUCCCACCUCCGAGUACAGCGUCUACCCGCCGUCUGCGCGGUCAGGAUCCUUCCCUGAACAUAUUCAGCGAUCAUAUCAUCCAGCUAGCAACCACAACGGUAGCAGCGGAGGCAUGGCGCAACAAGCAAGCAGUCCGUCUUUGCCCCAGCAAGAUGGCCGUCACCAUCAGGUCCCUCUGGCCAAGUCUGACCACGAUGUACCCAUAGAUCCGUCGAUAGCGGCGCCGAGUCCUACCUACGCGUACGGACAGCACUCUCCGUACGGCCCUCCGCCGGGAGACAUGUCGCACUCAUACCAGCACCCUUACGCGCAACCCCGUCCCGACUGGACCGGCUACGGUCAGCACAGCGCCGGUCCCUUGACACCCGCGAACCACGUUUUCCCCCCGACGCCGAGCUCAGCUCCUCCCCAGGGACGACCUAACCAGUUUGGACAUCAGGUCUAUUCUUUCGUUCCGAUUCCCGGUGCCCAGCAGCACAAGCGACCCCGCCGACGAUACGAAGAGAUUGAGCGCAUGUACAAGUGUGGCUGGAAUGGCUGUGAGAAGGCCUAUGGUACCUUGAACCACCUGAACGCGCACGUCACAAUGCAGUCCCAUGGACAAAAGAGAACCCCAGAAGAGUUCAAGGAGAUUCGCAAGGAAUGGAAACAGCGCAAGAAGGAGGAGGAGGCCCAGCGAAAGGCCGAGGAGGAGCGUCAGCGUCAAGCCGCCGCCGCUGCCGCAGCAGCUGCUCAGAAUGGUUCCGCUGACCCCCAAUCCGGCGCUGAUGGAGCAUCGUCGGCAUCCGCAUACGGCACCAGCCGUCAGGUUCAGCUCCCGCCCAUCGGAUAUCAGCCCUCGCAGUACCCGGCACCCCCUUCCGCAGGAGCCGUGGCCCAGCAACCUCUCCCCGAGUACAACGGAUCUCACAUGUACUCGGCCAACUACCAACCUCAGUCACCCUACGGCCAGCCAAACCAGAGCAUGUACAGCUCACAUAACGGUGGUCAGACCACGAGCCACUGA
Molecule: messenger RNA, 1305 nt
Organism: Colletotrichum aenigma
Lineage: Eukaryota; Fungi; Ascomycota; Sordariomycetes; Glomerellales; Glomerellaceae
Gene: CON7
Product: C2H2 finger domain transcription factor CON7
Exons: 4
Coding region: 1-1305 (434 amino acids)
Biological process (GO): regulation of DNA-templated transcription
Source: RefSeq, a predicted model, not a curated record